GAUUCGCCGUCUAUCUUGCAGAUGGCGGAGCCGGACAUCGGUAGCUACUGUUAGCUAAUAUUCGUUUUAUUUCUAAAUGAAACGUAUUUAAUUGUGUCUUUUCCCCAAGCGUUCCAGUCAAGCGACUGUUUUAAUGUGUUUUUUUCUCCACGUGAAACUGUAAACCUAUUCAGCGCGCGCAUUUUGUACAGUAUUUAUUUUGAAGCAAGUGUCCCGGUUAGCAUCUUUGUUGGAAGUUUAGGCCUACUGUGCCACCGCUUGUCGAUUUUAACAAUAGCUGCGAUACACUCCCCUCCUCUGCUUGUUUUGAUACGCUCCGCGAGGAUUACCGUCUCGGCAGACGAAGAAAGGACAUGGGCAGUAAACAGGUCUGGAUUCCUUUCAGCAACUGAGACGUUUGCUAUGUUGGCGGACUUUUAAUUUCACUGGAACUGAAGACAUUUUGGCAGCUGCAUCGCGAAUAAGGAGCGGAUCACAAAGGAAGAUGUCCAACGGCGCUGCGGGAAGCGGGGCUCUGGCUUGGAUGGAGGCUGCAAAUGGCAGGGGUGAGACUGGCAAGAUGGAAGGGUCCAAGAAAGAAAAGGCGAGCAAGUUGUCCGUGGAGCGGGUGUACCAGAAGAAGACCCAGCUAGAGCACAUCCUCCUCCGUCCCGACACAUACAUUGGCACUGUGGAGCCCAUUACCCAGCAAAUGUGGGUCUUUGAUGAAGAAAUAGGAAUGAACCAGAGGGAAAUCACCUACGUUCCCGGAUUGUACAAAAUCUUUGAUGAAAUCCUCGUCAACGCAGCGGACAACAAGCAAAGGGACAAGAACAUGACAGGCAUUAAGAUCACCAUUGACCCUGAAUCCAACACCAUUUCUAUCUGGAACAAUGGUAAAGGAAUUCCUGUGGUGGAGCAUAAGGAUGAGAAGAUGUACGUCCCAGCUCUCAUUUUUGGCCACCUGCUCACCUCCAGCAACUAUGAUGAUGACGAGAAGAAAGUCACAGGUGGAAGGAACGGCUACGGGGCUAAACUCUGCAACAUCUUCAGCACUAAGUUUACAGUGGAAACUGCUUGCAAGGAGUACAGACACAGUUUCAAACAGACGUGGCAGAACAACAUGACAAAGACGACUGAGCCCAAGAUCAAGUUCUUCGACGGGGAAGACUUCACCUGCGUGACGUUCCAGCCAGACCUCGCCAAGUUCAAGAUGGAGAAACUGGAUAAGGACAUUGUAGCGCUUCUUACACGCAGAGCAUAUGAUGUAGCCGGCUCUUGCAGAGGAGUCAAAGUUUCACUCAAUGGCAAGAAAUUACCGGUUAAUGGGUUCCGCAGUUACGUGGAUCUGUACGUGAAAGACAAGCUAGACGAAACAGGCGUGGCCCUGAAGGUGGUGAACGAAACUGUGAACGAUCGGUGGGAAGUUUGCCUCACCAUGAGCGAGAAAGGAUUCCAGCAAAUCAGCUUCGUAAACAGCAUCGCCACAACAAAGGGCGGCAGACACAUUGACUAUGUGGUGGACCAGAUUGUGGCCAAACUUAUUGAAGUGGUGAAGAAGAAGAACAAGGCAGGAGUGACGGUGAAACCUUUUCAGGUGAAGAACCAUAUCUGGGUGUUUGUGAAUGCACUGAUCGAGAAUCCAAGCUUUGACUCCCAAACCAAGGAGAACAUGACGCUCCAGACCAAGAGCUUUGGCUCCAAAUGUGUUCUGUCAGAGAAGUUUGUGAGAGCUGCAACCAACUGCGGGAUCGUGGAGAGUAUACUCAACUGGGUGAAGUUCAAGGCUCAGACACAGCUGAAUAAGAAGUGCUCGUCUGUGAAGCACAGCAAGAUCAAAGGCAUCCCCAAGCUGGACGACGCCAAUGAUGCUGGUGGCAAACACUCCUCUGAAUGCACUCUCAUCCUCACUGAGGGAGACUCGGCCAAGUCUCUGGCCGUCUCUGGACUGGGAGUCAUUGGGCGUGAUCGCUACGGAGUUUUCCCUCUGAGAGGAAAGAUCCUGAAUGUGCGAGAGGCAACGCACAAGCAGAUCAUGGAAAACGCUGAGAUUAACAACAUCAUCAAAAUCGUCGGCCUCCAGUACAAGAAGAGCUACGACGACGCGGAGUCACUGAGGAGCCUGCGCUAUGGCAGGAUCAUGAUCAUGACAGAUCAGGAUCAAGAUGGAUCACAUAUCAAAGGUCUGCUCAUCAAUUUCUUCCACCACAACUGGCCCUCCCUGCUGAAACACACAUUCCUGGAGGAGUUCAUCACUCCCAUUGUCAAGGCGACCAAGAACAAGCAGGAGCUGGCCUUCUACAGCCUUCCAGAGUUUGAAGAGUGGAAGAAACAGACGGAGAACUAUAAAACCUGGCAUAUAAAGUACUACAAAGGUUUGGGUACAAGUACAAGCAAAGAGGCAAAGGAAUAUUUCGCUGACAUGGAGAAGCACCGCAUCACAUUCAGAUACAGCGGCGCAGAGGACGAUGCUGCCAUUACUCUGGCCUUCAGUAAGAAGAAGACAGAUGACAGGAAGGAGUGGCUGACCAACUUCAUGGAGGACAGACGUCAGAGGAGGAUGCACGGUUUGCCAGAGCAAUACCUUUAUGGAAACCAAGCCAGGCACCUCUCCUACAACGACUUCAUCAACAAAGAGCUGAUUCUGUUUUCCAACUCUGACAAUGAGCGAUCUAUUCCAUCCUUGGUUGAUGGUUUGAAGCCAGGUCAGAGGAAGGUGUUGUUCACCUGCUUAAAGAGGAAUGACAAGAGGGAAGUGAAGGUAGCACAGCUGGCCGGCUCAGUGGCGGAGAUGUCUGCCUACCAUCAUGGAGAGCAAGCCCUCAUGAUGACCAUCGUGAACUUGGCCCAGAACUUUGUGGGUAGCAACAAUGUGAACAUCCUGCAGCCCCUGGGUCAGUUUGGUACUCGCAUCAAUGGAGGCAAAGAUGCUGCCAGCCCCCGUUAUAUCUUCACCAUGCUCAGUCCACUCGCCAAGCUGCUGUUCCCAGCCGUGGACUUCAACCUCCUCAAGUUCCUGUACGAUGACAACCAGAAGGUGGAGCCAGAGUGGUACAUUCCCAUCAUUCCGAUGUUGCUGGUGAACGGUGCAGAAGGCAUCGGGACGGGCUGGGCGUGUAAGAUCCCUAACUACGACCCCAGAGAGAUUGUCAACAACAUCAACAGACUGCUCAACCACCAGGAUCCACUGCCCAUGCUGCCCAGCUACAAAAACUUCAAAGGGGUGAUCCAUGAGCUGGGUCAGAACCAGUUCCUGGUCAGUGGAGAAGUGUCGGUUAUAGACAAAAACACCAUAGAGAUCACUGAGCUUCCAGUCCGGACGUGGACGCAGGCUUAUAAGGAGUCUGUGCUCGAGCCCAUGCUGCAGGGCACCGACAAAACACCAGCUCUCAUCAACGACUAUAAGGAAUACCACACUGACACUACAGUCAAGUUUGUGGUACGCAUGUCUGAGGAGAAACUGGCCCAGGCAGAGGCAGUGGGCCUCCACAAAGUCUUCAAACUCCAGUCCAGCCUCACCUGCAACUCCAUGGUGCUGUUUGACCACAUGGGUUGUCUGAAGAGAUACGAUUCAGUCCAAGACAUCCUCAAGGAGUUCUUUGAGCUUCGCCUGCACUACUACAAACUGAGGAAGGAUUGGUUACUGGGCAGCCUGGGAGCAGAGGCCUCAAAACUGUCCAAUCAGGCUCGCUUUGUGCUGGAGAAGAUCGAGGGAAAAAUUUCAAUAGAGAACAAAUCCAAGCGUGAGCUGAUCCGCAUGCUGGUCCAGAAAGGCUACGAAUCUGAUCCAGUUGCUGCCUGGGCCAAAGCUCAGGAAAAGGCUCAGGAAGAAGAUUACCGUGAUGGAAACGAGAGCGACAGCUCGGUGGACUCCGGUUCCUCGUCAGGGCCAAACUUCAACUACAUCCUCAACAUGCCUCUGUGGUGCUUGACUAAAGAGAAAGUGGAGGAGCUACUCAAACAGAGGGACCAAAAGAGAGGAGAGCUGAAUGAUCUGCAGAAGAAAUCUUCAGAGGAUCUGUGGAAGGAGGACUUAGCCGUCUUCAUCACCGAGCUUGAUAAUGUGGAGGCUCAGGAGCGAGAGGAUCAAAGUGCUGGAAGGGCCAUCAAACUGGUGAAGGGUAAAGUGGGCAAACCUAAAGUGAAAAAGCUGAACCUGGAGGAGACUAUGCCCUCACCGUACGGCCGCAGGGUGGAGCCUCCAACGCAGGCCAUCAAAUCUGAUGCAGCCAAGAAACUAACCAAAAAGAAGAAGGGCGACUCAGACCCGGCGGUGAAGUUAGAAUUUGACGAGGACGGCGUUGGUGGCGAGGGAGUAACAGGAGAAAACUCUGUAGCCAAACCAAAAGCUCCACGUGUAAAGAAGGAGAAGAAAGAACCUGGAGCUCCCAGAGUGAGGAAACCUCCUGGUCCCAAAACUCCUAAGAAGGUGAAGAAGAGAAACCCCUGGUCAGAAGACGACUCCAAGUCAGACAGUGACAUGGAGAACAGUGAACCCGUCCGUCCUAGAGAGACCAAGUCCCAGAGGUCAUCAGCUGCCAAGCCAAAAUACACGUUCGACUUCUCAGAGGAGGAGGGAGACGAAGAGGAGAACGGAGAUGACGACGGCGCCUCUUCUCCGGUCAGGUCGUUCAAAGAUGACCUCAGUUUCACCGACACCAAGGAUCGCUAUGACGACCACAAUGACGACGACGAAGAAGAAGACAAUGAAGAAUCCUACUCUCCUGCGAAACAAAAGACGACGUCUGCUCCUGCAGCUAAAAAGAAAGACACAACCAACGUCUUUUCAUCCAAGUCGGCCUUCUCUGAAAAGAGCAAUGACAGUGACGGAUCCAAGUCUGACAGCGACGACGACAACGGCCAAGUGUUCUCCACUUACUCCAGCAGCUCUGCAUUUGACAAACCAUCGCCAGCAAAGAAAGCAGCUAAAAAGCCUUCAGAUGCAGCUCCCAAACCCAAGAAACCACCAGCACCAAAAGCAAAGAAACCAGAUAAAUCCAUCUGGGACUCUGACUCUGACACCGGGUCCAAGAAGCCAGCACCAGCUCUUAAAGGUAAAGGUCGGGGACGGAAGAGGAAGGGCUCUGGCUCUGAAGACGAGUACAGUCCGAUGAAGAAAAUGGCAAAACCUGUCGGCAGAAAGCCUCAGAAAGCCCAGAAACCUCCUUCAGACGACGAAGACGACGACAACAGCAACAGCCCGAGUGCCACGAGUGCCCCGUCCCGCGACCGGCCGGGCCGCUCCAAGAAGGAGGUGAAGUACUUCCACGAGUCAGACAACGAGGAAGAAGACGACGAUGACAUGUUCGAUUAAAGCAAACUUCCAUCCCUUUCCAACACACUCUGCUCGUACAGAAGUUUCCUUCUCCUGUGUCCCCCCACAGACUUUUGUACAUUUCCCGUUUCAUUUUCUUUUCAUUAACGGUGAUGUUCAAUGAUUUUUUUAAUGUGUAGGUGUUUUACACUUUUUAUUAUGACACAUAUACAGGUUUCUUUUUUUUUUACGCUCAUUGAAAUGUUCUGUAUUUGUCCGAGGCGGCUUUUAGAAGUUUAGAACGCUGUGCUUUAGCACAUUUUAACUGUUAAAAUACUAUGUAACUUUUUGAACAUGAAGUUGAAAGUAAACAAUGAAAUGUC
Mugil cephalus (flathead mullet) is the source of this 5616-nucleotide messenger RNA. RefSeq names its product DNA topoisomerase II beta (gene top2b). The transcript is spliced from 36 exons. The coding region runs from base 485 to 5293 and encodes 1602 amino acids. Gene Ontology annotation, molecular function: ATP binding; DNA binding; DNA topoisomerase type II (double strand cut, ATP-hydrolyzing) activity. Gene Ontology annotation, biological process: DNA topological change; resolution of meiotic recombination intermediates; sister chromatid segregation. The record is from RefSeq and is a predicted model, not a curated record. Gene Ontology annotation, cellular component: nucleus. NCBI's taxonomy places the organism in Eukaryota, Metazoa, Chordata, Actinopteri, Mugiliformes, Mugilidae.